AUGGUCCAGAAUCACGCGCUUGUCCUCGGAGCGUCUGGGAUUUCUGGCUGGUCCCUGCUCAACCAGCUUCGUUCAUACCCGUCGGCAGACUCGUGGAAGAGAAUCACAGGAACAACAAACCGGUCGUUCUCACUCGAGCAAGCGAGAAUUCCUGCUGAAGACCGGAUCAAGAUUGUGAGCGGCAUUGAUCUGGUUGGACCAGUGAAUCAGAUUGUUCGAGACUUUAGAGAGAAGGUCCCCGAUAUCGACACUGUGACACAUGUAUUUUUUACAGCCUACAUUCAGAAAGACAGCUUUCAGCAGCUGAAGGAAACCAACACUCUCCUUCUCCAGAAUUCAGUCAAAGCGAUCGAGACCCUUUCUCCCAAUCUCCAAGUAAUCAUUCUUCAGACCGGUGGGAAGGGAUAUGGUCUGGAAUUUCCGAAAGAGGUUCAGAUCAGCCCGCCGUUGCGCGAGGAUAUGCCACGGAUCCCGAAGCCGUGGUACGACAAUAUUUUCUACUACACACAAUACGACACCCUGAAAGAAAUGGCUAAAGGCAAGCAAUGGACGUUCUCGGAGAUCCGACCGGACGGCAUCGUCGGUUUUGUGCCCGGCAGCAACGCGAUGAACAUGGCUCAAGGUAUUGCGAUCUACCUCUCACUUUGCAGAAGGGUUUAUGGCGAAAGGGCGCACAUACCUUUCCCCGGGUACGAGCAUGGAUAUCAUUCCACGCACUCAGAUACUUUCCAGGACUUAUUGGCGAAGAUGGAGAUCUAUGCGUCGCUCAACCCUGACCGUUGCGGGGACGGCGGUGUCUUCAACAUUGCUGACAAGGACGAGCCAGACACGUGGGCGGAGGUAUGGCCUGGGAUUUGCAAAUACUUUGGCCUCCAAGGCGUACCGCCACAGAAGGAAAGCAAAGGCAUGCAAGAGUUUGUACAAGAGCAUAUGGGAGAAUGGCAAGAGCUUUGCACUAGCCAAGGUCUAGACCGAAAGGCUGUGGAGUCGCAAAACUGGGGCCAUGUUCACUUCAUGCUUGUCGAAUUCGACUUCGACAGACAGUACGACUUGUCACGCGCACGUGAGAUUGGUUUUACUGAGUCAAUCGACACUGUGCAGGGCUACCAGAUUGCUUUUGAUCGUAUGGCAGCUGCGAAAAUCAUCCCGAAAUUCUAA
Messenger RNA from Coniosporium apollinis CBS 100218, 1158 nucleotides. RefSeq lists its product as uncharacterized. NCBI's taxonomy places the organism in Eukaryota, Fungi, Ascomycota, Dothideomycetes. The record is from RefSeq and is a predicted model, not a curated record. The coding region runs from base 1 to 1158 and encodes 385 amino acids. The transcript has 2 exons.